Molecule: messenger RNA, 2625 nt
Organism: Lodderomyces pseudojiufengensis
Lineage: Eukaryota; Fungi; Ascomycota; Pichiomycetes; Serinales; Debaryomycetaceae
Gene: APE2
Product: metallo-aminopeptidase
Exons: 1
Coding region: 1-2625 (874 amino acids)
Biological process (GO): proteolysis; peptide catabolic process
Cellular component (GO): cytoplasm
Molecular function (GO): zinc ion binding; peptide binding; metalloaminopeptidase activity
Source: RefSeq, a predicted model, not a curated record
AUGUGUUCACAUCUUAAAUCAGAAAUAAGUGGAAGUUCAUCAACUCCACAAGAUAGAGAAGUUUUACCAACAAAUGUUAAACCAUUACAUUAUAAUUUAACUUUACAACCAAAUUUUGAAAAUUUUAAAUUUAAUGGUGAAGAAAUUAUUGAAUUUGAAGUAAAUGAAAGAACUAAUUAUAUUACUUUAAAUUCUUUAGAAAUUGAAAUUGAAGAAGUUAAAAUUAAUGAUGUUCCCAUCAAGGAUAUUUCAUUUGAUAUUGAAAAACAAACUGUUACUUUUAAAUUUGAUGAUCAUUUAACUAAAGGUUCAAAAGCUGAAUUAUAUAUAAAAUUUAUUGGUGAGUUGAAUGAUAAAAUGGCUGGAUUUUAUAGAUCUACUUAUCAAGAAGAUGGUAAAACUAAAUAUUUAGCAACUACUCAAAUGGAACCAACUGAUUGUCGUAGAGCUUUUCCUUCUUAUGAUGAACCAUCUGCAAAAGCUAAAUUUACUAUAUCAUUAAUUGCUGAUGAAAAUUUAGUAUGUUUAUCAAAUAUGGAUGAAAAAGAAACAACACUUAUAGGUGAUCAUAAAAAGAAAGUUACUUUUAAUACUACUCCUUUAAUGUCAACUUAUUUAGUUGCUUUUAUAGUUGGUGAUUUAAAAUAUGUUGAAAAUAAAGAUUAUAGAGUUCCUAUAAGAGUUUAUGCAACUCCAGGAUCUCAACAAUUAGGUCAAUAUUCAGCAGAUAUUGCAGCAAAAACAUUAGCAUUUUUUGAUAAAAAAUUUGAUAUUCCUUAUCCUUUACCAAAAUGUGAUAUGGUUGCAAUACAUGAUUUUUCAGCAGGAGCAAUGGAAAAUUUUGGUUUAAUUACUUAUAGAACUGUUGAUUUAUUAAUUGAUCCAGAAAAUACAAAUGUAAAUACUAAACAAAGAGUUACUGAAGUUGUUAUGCAUGAAUUAGCUCAUCAAUGGUUUGGUAAUUUAGUUACAAUGGAUUUUUGGGAUGGUUUAUGGUUAAAUGAAGGUUUUGCUACUUGGAUGUCUUGGUAUGCUUGUGAUUCAUUAUAUCCAGAUUGGAAAGUUUGGGAAUCUUAUGUAAGUGAUUCUUUACAACAUGCUUUAACUUUAGAUGCUUUGAGAGCUUCUCAUCCUAUUGAAGUUCCAGUAAAAAGAGCUGAUGAAAUUAAUCAAAUUUUUGAUGCUAUAUCUUAUUCAAAAGGUUCUUCAUUACUAAAAAUGAUUUCAAGAUGGUUAGGUGAAGAUAUUUUCAUUAAGGGAGUAUCAAAUUAUUUAAAAAAACAUAAAUGGGGUAAUACUCAAACUUCAGAUUUAUGGCAAGCUUUAAGUGAAGUUUCAGGAAAAGAUGUUGUUAAAGUUAUGGAUAUUUGGACAAAAAAUAUUGGGUUCCCAAUUAUAAAAGUUGAAGAAAAUAAUGGUAAUAAUGAAAUUAAAGUUACUCAAAAUAGAUUUUUAGCCACGGGAGAUGUUAAAAAAGAAGAAGAUCAAACAUUAUAUCCAGUAUUCCUUGGUUUAAAAACAAGUGAUGGAAUUGAUGAAUCAUUAGUAUUAGAUGAAAGAUCUAAAGUUUUUAAAUUACCAACAAAUGAUGAUUUUUUUAAAAUUAAUGGUGAUCAAGCAGGUAUUUAUCGUACUGCUUAUGAUUCAUCAAGAUGGACUAAAUUAGGUAAAGCUGGAGUUGAUGGUAAAUUAUCAGUUGAAGAUCGUGUUGGAUUAGUAGCAGAUGCUGGAUCAUUAGCAUCUUCGGGUUUUAUUCAAACUUCAAGUUUAUUAGAUUUAGUUAAAUCAUGGUCAAAAGAAUCAAAUUAUGUUGUUUGGGAUGAAAUUUUGGGAAGAAUUGGAUCAAUAAAAGCAGCAUUAAUGUUUGAAGAUCAAAAAGUAAAUGAUGCUUUAAAAUUAUUUACAAGAGAUUUAAUUGGAGAAAAAUUAAAAGAAAUUGGUUGGGAAUUUAAUGAUUCAGAUUCAUUUGCUGAUCAACAAUUAAAAUCUUCAUUAUUUGCUUCAGCAGCAAAUUCAGAUGAUCCAAAAGCUGUUGAAUUUUCCAAAGACUCGUUCAAAAAAUUUGUUGAAGGAGAUAAAAAAGCCAUUCAUCCAAAUUUAAGAGCAACAAUUUUCAAUAUUAAUGCAAAAUUUGGAGAUGAAUCUACAUUUGAAGAAAUUUUAAAAAUUUAUAAAAAUCCUCAAUCAAUUGAAGAAAAAAUUGCUGCUUUACGUUCAUUAGGUAGAUUUGAAAAACCAGAAAUUAUGGAUAAAGUAGCUGAUCUUUUGUUGCAAACUGAUGUUGUUAAACAACAAGAUAUUUAUAUUCCAAUGCAAGGAUUAAGAGCUCAUAAAGCUGGUGUUGAAAAAUUAUGGAAUUGGUUAACUAUAAAUUGGGAUAAAGUUUAUUCAUUAUUACCACCAGGAUUAUCAAUGUUAGGUUCAGUAGUUACAUUGGGAACUUCUGGAUUUACAAAAGAAGAACAAAAACAAAAAGUUGAAGAAUUUUUUAAAACAAAAGAUACAAAGGGUUAUAAUCAAGGUUUAGCUCAAUCAUUAGAUAUUAUUACAGCAAAAGGUAAAUGGGCUGAACGUGAUUCUAAAUUAAUUUCAGAUUGGUUAGUUACAAAUGGUUAUUCAAAAUAA